Prorocentrum cordatum is the source of this 336-nucleotide messenger RNA. NCBI's taxonomy places the organism in Eukaryota, Dinophyceae, Prorocentrales, Prorocentraceae. The record is from the annotation of a GenBank genome assembly.
AUGCCUAUCAUGGAGCUCCUCCUGCAGCACGGCCCCGCCCACGCGGGCGCCGCAGACUUCGGCGGCCGGACGCCCUGCCACAUGGCCGCGCUGAAGGGCCACCUCGGCGCGGUCCAGAGGCUCGUGCGCGCGCGCGCCGACGCCGCCGCGCAGGCCCUCGACGGGCGCACCCCGCUGGACAUGGCGCGGCGCGGGCAGCACGCGCGCGUGAUCGGGUACCUCGAGGGGCUGCAGCGGCAGGCGGAGGCCGACGGCGAGGCGCUGCUCGCGGCGCGCGCGGUGCUGCGGACGCUGCUGCAGCGGGCAGCGGACGCCGCUGCGGCGGGGACACCCUGA